Molecule: messenger RNA, 1389 nt
Organism: Verticillium nonalfalfae
Lineage: Eukaryota; Fungi; Ascomycota; Sordariomycetes; Glomerellales; Plectosphaerellaceae
Exons: 4
Coding region: 1-1389 (462 amino acids)
Source: RefSeq, a predicted model, not a curated record
AUGCUGAACUUCUUCCUUCCCAAUUUUGGGUCGCUCUGGACCACGACCUCGUGGUUAUAUCUAUUUAUCGCUCUGUGGCUCCACCGCUACGUGCGCCUACUCGUUCACUGCGUGAGCCACUGGUCGUACAAGUCUAAGCCUGUCCCCGCGAAGCCCAGCUUCACUUCGGAGGACGUGACCGUCAUUAUUCCGACGAUCCACAAUGUCUUCGAGGAGCUUCGUCCCUCUCUUGAGAGCAUUCUUGCCUGCAAGCCAUACGGCCUUCUUCUUGUGACCACCGUUGACAAGCACAAGUCCCUUGCCAAGCUCGCAGAGACUCUGCCGCAUCCCAACGUCCAAGUUCUGUCCACCCCCAUCGCCAACAAGCGUCUCCAGGUCUGUGAGGCUCUGCCUAACGUCGCAACCAAAAUCACCAUUAUGGCCGAUGACGACGUGACUUGGCCAGAAACCAUCAUGCCAUGGCUGUUGGCGCCUUUCGAGGACCCGAAGAUGGGAGGAGUUGGCACUUGUCAGAGGGUCAGGCGUGUUUGGGAGGGACCAUGGUCGACUCGCAUCUUCAAUUGGCUGGGCGCAGCGUACAUUGAGCGACGCAAUUUCGAGAUAUCGGCCACCCACAACAUUGAUGGCGGUACAUCGUGCAUGUCUGGUCGCACCGGCGCCUACCGUUCCGAGAUCCUAUCGAGCCACGACUUCCUUGAGGGCUUCAAGACGGAGAAAUGGGGGCCGUACAUCCUGAACGCCGAUGACGACAACUUUGUCACCCGCUGGCUUGUCAGUCACCAGUGGAAGACCUGGAUCCAGUAUGAGCGCGAGUGCGAGCUCGAGACGACGCUCGAAAAUGGCAUGAACUUCCUCUACCAGUGUUCCCGAUGGGCUCGCAGCAACUGGCGAAGCAAUUGGACGAGCCUGGUUACGGAGCGAUACGUGCUGACUCAGCAAAUGUGGUGCACCUACGCCCUGCACAUUGCCACCUUUACUUCUCUGGCCUUCGUGAUGGAUCCCUUCAUCAUCGUGGCUCUCUGGAAGGGGACCGCCGAUUGGGAUCCCGAGAACCGACGCAUCGCUUUCUGGGCUCAGAUUGCCUUCGUCUUUGGCUUCACCAAGGUAGUCAAGCUUAUGGGCCUUUUCAAGCGAAACCCCAGCGAUCUCGUGUUCCUCCCGGCGUCGAUUCUCUUUGGCUGGUUCCACGGCCUCAUCAAGCUGUAUGCGCUAUUCACACUGAAGAUGACUUCAUGGGGCAGCCGUGCCGACGGUGACGCUAAUGAUGACAUUCGUCUCUUCCCCCGUCCCAAGCGCGCCACCAGUAUGACGACACCUCCCAAUGGACAGGAUCUCAUCAGGUACCGCCAGACAACCGAGAAGAGCGGGCACAUCGAAGCUCGCCAGUAG